Messenger RNA from Euleptes europaea (tarantolino), 978 nucleotides. Its product is annotated as proteinase-activated receptor 1-like. The transcript has a single exon. Gene Ontology annotation, molecular function: thrombin-activated receptor activity. The coding region runs from base 100 to 978 and encodes 292 amino acids. Gene Ontology annotation, biological process: positive regulation of blood coagulation; positive regulation of Rho protein signal transduction; thrombin-activated receptor signaling pathway. NCBI's taxonomy places the organism in Eukaryota, Metazoa, Chordata, Lepidosauria, Squamata, Sphaerodactylidae. The record is from RefSeq and is a predicted model, not a curated record. Gene Ontology annotation, cellular component: membrane.
UCAGAAGAUGCUGAAAGAUACCUAACCAGUGUAUGGCUGGUCUGGUUUGUUCCUGCAGUGCACACUCUUGUAGUCGUGUUGAGCCUUCCUCUGAAUCUUAUGGCAAUCCUUAUGUUUGUGGUCAAACUAAAGCUUAAGAAACCAGCCGUUGUGUACAUGCUCAACCUGGCUUCCGCUGAUGUGCUCUUGGCGAGCGUGCUGCCUUUUAAGAUUUCCUACCAUUUCUCUGGACACAAUUGGACCUUUGGACCUGAAAUGUGCCGUAUUGUCACUGCCACCUUCUACUGCAAUAUGUACUGCUCCAUGCUGCUGAUGACGGCAAUAAGCACUGACCGUUUCCUGGCAGUGGUAUACCCAAUGCAGGCUCUGUCGUGGCGCACCGUCAGGCGUGCCUCUGUGGUGUGCUCUGUCAUCUGGCUUGUAGCCAUAGCUGGCGUUAUACCUCUGCUCAUCACAGAACAAACAAAGAGAAUCCCUCAGUUAAACAUCACUACCUGCCUUGAUGUGAUGGAGUUCUCUGUUAUUAUGAAAAUGUUUCGUUAUUAUUUUCCUGCAAUAACUGUUUUCUUCUUUUUUAUACCAGUAAUAAUUUCUACCACCUGCUAUGUGUGCAUUAUAAAAAAUCUUAGCUCAUCUGAAAUUACUGCUACAGAGCCUGGUAAGAAGAGGCGGGCCAUACUCUUGUCUGUAGCUGUCCUGUGUUCUUUCAUCCUUUGUUUUGGUCCAACAAAUGUCUUCGUGUUAGUGCAAAGCUUAUUCUUACCACCUGAUCAACCACCGAAGAGCCUCUCUUACGCCAUUAUGCUAUCAGUCUGUAUCAGCACCAUUAAUUGUUGCAUUGACCCCUUGAUUUAUUAUUAUGCUUAUUCUGGGUGUCGAAGAAAGGUCAAGAAGCUCCUGUGCUGUAAAGAGCAUUCUGAGCUUGGAAAAGGAAGUCAGACAACCAGUAGUAACAUGGCAACCUUUUCUAGUGAAUAA